CUCUAAUUUGUUCACUGCAAAAUGAACUACGGAUCUGACCAUCAUGCUUCUUCGUCCUACCGAAAGAUAUUUGGGGAUGCUCCUCGUUUCUCAGCAUCACCCUCUCGAAUGAGUGUUGCCUCUUCGCGCUGCAGUUCUUUCUCAUCUGGCGGACUCAGCAGGUCACUGUCCCUGUCCCGCAAAGCAUCAACCUCUGUGGGAUACAACCGAAGGUCUGGACCGUCUUCCUCUUUCUCGCCGGUCUCCAGCGACAGUUUGGACCUUACUCAGACCUCCGUUCUUAACAAUGAGUUUAAAGUCACCCGAACCAACGAGAAGGAACAGCUGCAGGGUCUCAACGAUCGCUUUGCCAUGUUUAUUGAAAAAGUACGAAGCCUCGAACAGCAGAACAAAGUUUUAGAAGUCGAGCUGGUAACUCUGCGUCAGAGGCAACAAGAGCCCUCCCGCAUAGCCGACAUAUACCAACAAGAGAUACGCGAGCUUCGCUUUCAGUUAGAGGAGAUAAGCAAUGAAAAGUCCCAUAUUCUCAUCGACAAGGAUAACAUCGAGGAAGAGCUCCAGAAGCUUGGCGCCAAAUUUGAUGAGGAGGUAAGAGUACGAGAGGAGGCCGAACAAAUCCUGAGGUCCUUCAAAAGAGACGUGGACGACGCUACUUUAGCUCGACUAGACCUGGAGCGGAAGGUUGAGUCCCUUCUAGACGAAAUAGCUUUCCUGAGAAAGGCUCACGACGAAGAAGUGUCCGAGCUGACCUGUAUGAUGCAAGCUGCCAAUGUGUCUGUGGAGGUAGAGCUGGCCAAACCCGACCUGACCUCGGCCCUGAAAGAGAUCCGCAAUCAGUACGAAGCUCUUGCGUCCAAAAACCAGCAGUCAGCGGAGGAGUGGUACAAAACCAAAUUUGCCAAUCUCAAUGAACAAGCCACAAGGAGCAACGAAGCUAUUCGCGCUAGCAGAGAAGAGACCAACGAGUUCAGAAGACAACUGCAGUCCAAGAGCAUUGAGAUGGAGACACUUAAAGGCACCAACGACUCUUUAGAACGACGCAUAAGAGAAAUUGAGGAUGAAAGCAAUUUGGAAAUUGCAGGCAUGCAGGAUACUAUAAACCAACUGGAUAGCGAACUACGCAACAUGAAGAUCCAAAUGACUCAGCACCUCAGAGAAUACCAGGAUCUGCUCAGUGUCAAAAUGGCUCUUGACAUUGAGAUAGCUGCCUACAGAAAACUAUUGGAGGUGGAGGAGACUCAUUUCAGUACAGGGACGUCCUUCACUGUUUCCAACCAUGGGACCAGUCACUAUGGUUACCAGCCACGACUGUCCAGCUCCUCCCAUAGUAAGACGGAAACCACCCAGAAGGAGACUUUCAAGGAGAUCACUGAGGAGAAAGUGGAGAAGCACGAUGAGGCUGAUAUCAACUCUAAUGGCUAGAGCCUUAGUGAUUAAGACAAGAGACUCUUAGAUGCAGAGCAAAUGUAAGUCUUCAUACAUCUCUGAAAAUUGUAUCUAGUUGUAUCAAACCGUCCAUUGUAUACAGAUACAUAGUAUGUCUCAUUUGUGUUAUUGUUGAUACAGUAUGUUGGGAAAUAUUUACACUGUAAAUAUAAUGGAGUAAGAUAAAAAAGUGUUUAAAAGAAAUGUAUUUUAACAAUUAAAAAAUAAAUUUAUUUUUGUGAAUUAGUAUGAAAUGUCUAUUUAAUUUCUUUUAUUUAGUCAUGACUGGAGCCCUUCUAUUAGAA
Osmerus eperlanus (European smelt) is the source of this 1730-nucleotide messenger RNA. RefSeq names its product internexin neuronal intermediate filament protein, alpha a (gene inaa). Gene Ontology annotation, cellular component: cytoplasm; postsynaptic intermediate filament cytoskeleton; intermediate filament. Lineage: Eukaryota; Metazoa; Chordata; Actinopteri; Osmeriformes; Osmeridae. The record is from RefSeq and is a predicted model, not a curated record. Gene Ontology annotation, molecular function: structural constituent of postsynaptic intermediate filament cytoskeleton. Gene Ontology annotation, biological process: intermediate filament organization. The transcript is spliced from 3 exons. Bases 22 to 1422 code for a protein of 466 amino acids.